AUGCAGAUUUUUUGCAUAUUUUUUAUAAUAAUAUCAACAAAUGGCGAGAAAAGGUUUGAAAAGAUUGAAAAGUGUAACUCGAGUGGGAAAACAUCUCAAGUUGUGCGAUGUGAUAUCGCUGAUGGAGCUUUAAAUCUUAUUGGAGAAAUCAUCAAGCCGUUGAAGUACUUGAACCAAACAUUUUGCUUCUUUAUUUCAUCAAAUGGGAAGUUCCGAAAAAUUAGUGAUUGCCUUAAAAUGAACUGGUGUGACGUCACAGACCCGAAAUUCUCUCUAAAUCCAUUCCAAAUGAAAGUGAUAAAAAUGUUGAAAGUUGGUGCGAAGCAGUUAUUCAAGCCAUGUCCGAUAGCUCCUGAAAGGAUUGAACUAAUAAAUUAUCGAGUUAAUGAGGAAUAUUUAAAGUUUCUGCCAAGAGGAGUGGUUAAAGGAACUGCUCAUUUUUUUAAUGAUGAAGAUGAAAAUGUUUUUACAAUGAUUGGAUAUUUGGUUUUUACUUAG
Chironomus riparius is the source of this 498-nucleotide messenger RNA. The record is from the annotation of a GenBank genome assembly. Lineage: Eukaryota; Metazoa; Arthropoda; Insecta; Diptera; Chironomidae.